This is a messenger RNA of Pedinophyceae sp. YPF-701, 1107 nucleotides long. The record is from the annotation of a GenBank genome assembly. Lineage: Eukaryota; Viridiplantae; Chlorophyta; Pedinophyceae.
AUGGACUCGCCCAGGCAGCCGCCCCAGGAGGCGUCCCCCUCGUCGGUGUCCGCGGGCGUGCGGUACUCGCGCCACGAGGGUGCUCCCAGGGCCGCCCCGGUGGCGCAGCCGGGCCAGGAGACGAUGAGCGGUGGGUGCGGGGCCCCCGUGCUCGCCAUCAUUCUGGGACUCAAGGGCCUCGUCGUCAUCGUCCUCAGCGCCGUCGCGCUCGCCGGCUCUCACUGGCUAUCGCCGGACCUCGCCGGGGCCAUGCUGUCCCCCGGUAUCAUAUCUGGACCCGCGAGAAUCGACAACGCGGGGCUGUGGUGGGCCUGCUACCGCAACCCGAGCGACGAGCUGCGCGUGGUGGUUGCGCAGGCCGACGAGGACGCGGCCACCGCACGCGGGGACUCGAGCCCCGUCAGCGGCGUCUCCGAGCAGGAAAUCGAGCGCCUCGUCACCGUAGGAGACGAGCUCCGCCGGAUCCUCGAGGACGCCCCGCGCUGGUGCUCGAGCAACGUUGGCACGGCGUACGAGCUGCUUCCGGACGGGGACGAUGUCUGGGCGCGCGUGCAGGCUGCGCGCGUGCUCGCGGCCGUCGCCACGGGCUGCGCGGCGCUCGCGACGCUCGUGCUCUGCAUCAGCGCCGUCGCCGCCGACCGCGCCGCCCUCCAGGCGUGGGGGGGGAGUGUUGCCACGAAGGAGGGCCAAGUCGCACCGGAGCCUGACGUGGAGGGCCAGGCGCUAACGUCCACCUCCGAGGCGGCGGCGAUGAUGCCGCCGGGCAGCCAGGCGGCCAAUCCUGCCGGAGCUGCGUUGGCCACGACUGCGGCGUCCUCCCACGGCAAGCCUGCGUUUGCCUUUGGGCGGCCUCGGAGCAUGGCGACGUUCAGGAACGCGUGGUUCGCGGGAACCAUGUUCCUGCUGACGUAUGUGCUGUGCGCCGUGGCGACGCUGGGCCUGUGGGUGUCGAUCUACGAGGACGCCGGCAGCGGCGCGAGCGGCCUCGCCCGGCCCGUCAUCUGGAUCGGUUGGUGCUUCUGGGUCUGGAUUGGAGGCAUCGGCGCCUCUCUUCCCUGGAUCACCAUCGUCCUGGCCAUGCCGUGCCUGCGGCUGCGCGGCGCGUGA